This is a messenger RNA of Pyricularia grisea, 2180 nucleotides long. RefSeq lists its product as uncharacterized. Bases 248 to 1888 code for a protein of 546 amino acids. The transcript is spliced from 2 exons. Gene Ontology annotation, cellular component: nucleus; SAGA-type complex. The record is from RefSeq and is a predicted model, not a curated record. Gene Ontology annotation, molecular function: chromatin binding; zinc ion binding; protein binding. NCBI's taxonomy places the organism in Eukaryota, Fungi, Ascomycota, Sordariomycetes, Magnaporthales, Pyriculariaceae. Gene Ontology annotation, biological process: chromatin remodeling; regulation of transcription by RNA polymerase II.
ACUCCAACGAACGUAUGCGACACGACAAGUACAGGCAGCAGCGGAUCAAUCAAGCGUUUGACAACGUUAACAUCCAUCAAUUUCACCGCCCAAACGAUAGAAAUCAUCAAGCCACCUGGUGAAUCAACUUCCGGUCAUCCUGUACUCUUAUCUAUAGUCACUAUAUGUCUUGUUAAUCAGUUGCACGACCACCAAGCUUCCCGGCUUACCCGGGUCUCGCAUCGCGACACGACCGCCGGACAGAAUCAUGGGCGUCAUACGGAAAAAGACAGCUGCUAGAGGCGCUGAAGGCGGGGUUAAGUAUCACUGCGACGUCUGCUCCGUUGACAUAACAUCCACGGUUCGAAUCAGGUGUGCUCACAGCGCAUGCAAUGACUACGAUCUCUGCGUCAAUUGCUUUGCCCAAGGCUCAUCGAGCAGUAAUCAUCAGCCUGCGACGCAUCCCUACCGAGUCAUAGAACAAAACUCGUUCCCGAUAUUCGAAGAAGACUGGGGUGCCGAUGAAGAGCUACUUCUCCUCGAGGGCGCAGAGAUAUAUGGACUGGGAUCAUGGGCAGACAUUGCAGAUCACAUCGGUGGUUACCGCCACAAAGAUGAAGUUCGCGAUCACUACAUAAACGCCUACGUGAACUCUCCACGAUUCCCGCUUCCAAAACGAUGUAGUCCCCACGACAACGAGCUGGCCAACCAGACAACCCGCGAAGAGUUCCAGGCACGCAAGAAACAGCGCAUUGAGGAACGUCGGGAUGCUGCCAAGAAUGCUCCCGCUUUGCAACCCAAGACCAAGCCCACGGCCUCGGUGCCAUCAUGCCACGAAAUUCAAGGAUAUAUGCCUGGUCGUUUGGAGUUUGAGACAGAGCACGCCAACGAAGCCGAAGAGGCCGUGCAGCUUAUGCAGUUUGACCCCGGCGAUGGCAUCAACCCGCGCACUGGCGAGCUCGAGCCUGAGACUGAACUCAAGUUGACAGUCAUGGAGGUUUAUAAUUGCCGCCUCACCCAGCGUGUAGAACGCAAGAAGGUUAUCUUUGAGCACAAUCUACUGGACUAUAGAGAGAACAGCAAGUUGGAGAAGAAGCGGUCCAAGGAGGAGAGGGAUCUGCUUAACAAGGCCAAACCUUUUGCGCGGAUGAUGAACCAUGAUGAUUUCGAGGCUUUCUCGCAAGGUCUGAUUGAUGAACUGAAUCUGAGGCAAGCAAUCACACAACUUCAGGAAUGGCGCAGCCUGAGGAUAGGCGACCUGAAAAGUGGUGAAAAAUACGAGCAAGAAAAAGCUGCGCGUAUUCAGAAGGCGAUCCCCUUGGGGUCCAUGGAUCGCGAUCGACUGGCCACAAAUCAGCGCAGCAAGGCGCCACCGCCCCCCGAUCCACCAAGUGGUGCUGCUUUGCUUGUGGCACCCGAAAUGCCUGCGAGGCUGGCUACCAAGGGUUCCCACGGGAAUUCACUAGCAAGCGAGAAUGUAGAGCACGCUGCUUCAAACGGCGAUGCCGUCAAGAGCGAGGCUCAUGCGAACGGUGGGGCGAACGGCGACACGAGCAGUGUCAUCGUGGCGAAUGGCGACGGCGCGGUCAACGGAGUCGCAGCCAAUGGGGUCGUCAAGAAGGAGAAAUUUGAGCUUCAGCCAAUCCCUAAUUUGACGCCGUUGCAGUUCACUCUUGAUCAGACUCCUGACCUGCAGGUCCUAACCCCGGAUGAGGUGAAGCUUUGUGAGCUGUUGCGCAUCCAACCGAAGCCCUAUCUCAUGAUCAAGGAGCAGUUGCUCAAGGAGGCUCUGAAGACGAACGGAACACUGAAAAAGAAGCAAGCCAAAGAGAUCUGUCGCCUUGACAAUGCCAAGGGCAGCAGGAUUUUUGAGUUUUUCGUCAAUUCUGGAUGGGUUGGCAAAGCUUAGGAAACUACUCAAAAUUUGCCUAUUCGAAAGCCUCGCAAUCGACGCCCAAAGAAGAAAACAAAGACAUCGAUGUCCAUUGAGGACUGAUUGUGGCUGUAUUUUUAUCAGGAUUCUUCCAAGAUUGGCUUGGGACAUGGAAAUUAUGAGUAUCAAUGAAAUAAGAAUGGCUCUACAUUGUUAAUUGUAUCAUUACAUGCGUUGUUUGACCAUUCAGCUGAAGCGUACGCAUCUUGGGUGUAUUCAUAAUCUGUUUGCAGCCUGAGUUUGACAACGCCUAGAGUACUACUCUACU